This is a messenger RNA of Cyprinodon variegatus (sheepshead minnow), 3001 nucleotides long. It is a transcript of the gene fbxl9, whose product is annotated as F-box/LRR-repeat protein 3-like. The coding region runs from base 224 to 2191 and encodes 655 amino acids. Gene Ontology annotation, cellular component: SCF ubiquitin ligase complex. The transcript is spliced from 11 exons. Gene Ontology annotation, biological process: SCF-dependent proteasomal ubiquitin-dependent protein catabolic process. The record is from RefSeq and is a predicted model, not a curated record. Lineage: Eukaryota; Metazoa; Chordata; Actinopteri; Cyprinodontiformes; Cyprinodontidae. Gene Ontology annotation, molecular function: protein binding.
AGAGGCUACCUCUCCUUUUAGCUGUUAUAGUGCCGUCAGAAAAUAAAGCUGUUUAUUAGCGCCUAUUGACCGGAAGACUACUUGUUUUAUUAAUGAAAAUGAGACAACCCGCCGCGUAUCCUGCUCUCUCUCCCUCUCUGGAGCUACAGAGCUAAAGUUGGAGGAUUUUAACGGAAGUUGGAAAUCAGCUGAGAUGAUCUGGAGAGCUUUCUGACAUCAGGAGAUGGAGUACAGCGAUGAUCUUCCAGAAACACCUGAUCUGCCUCUGGAGAUUAUAGUUUACAUCCUGAGUUUUCUUCCUGCCUCAGACAGAAAGGAAGCCUCCCUGGUCUGUCGCAGCUGGUACAAUGCCAGCCAGGACCUGCGCUUUCAGAGGAACGUCACCUUCAGCUUCCCGGCUUCAGCUGCUUCCCUGGCACUGGUCAGAGGUCUGGCCAAGAAGCCCCGCUGCAGCCUGAAAAUCAGCCAACUCGAUGGCUUCAGUAUCUCCAGAUCCCUCCUUACAGAGGUUGGUUUGUGUCUGGGCUCCAAAGUGGACAGUUUGGCCCUGCCCGGCAGCAGCCUAACAGAGGCCUCCCUGCUGGACCUCCUGCCCCGUCUGACCUCCCUUAGGCGGCUCGACGUCAGAGGCCUGGACAGCCUCUUCAUGUCUGGGGCCUUCCUCUCCAGAGAGGAGCACAGACGGCAGGUCCGAUCUGCAUUGAGCGGUCUGGAGGAGCUUGACCUGUCGGACCUGCGCUAUCUCUCUGACCUCACCUUCACCCGGCUCACCAGCUGCACCCCACGCCUCCGCCGGCUCUCGCUGGCCGGCUGCCACAUCGCCUUCGAGUUUGACCCGUACCGAGGGAGCCCGGUGGGAGCUGUGGAGGACUCCUCCGCUCUGCUGUCGCUCAGGAACCUGAGGAGGUUGUUAACGGAGCAGAGCUCCACCCUCAAAGCUCUGGAUCUUAGCAGAACCUCCAUCACCCCUGAAUCACUGCGGAUCAUUGCUCAGGUUCAGGAUUUGGUCCUAGAGGAGCUGCAUCUUCAGGGCUGCAGAGAGUUGACUGACUACUCCGUGGAGGUUCUGAUUAAGCACCAGCCUAAACUCCUGAAACUGGACAUCAGUGGCUGCACAGGACUGACCAGCAGGUCGGUGGAGGCUGCAGCUCGUGGCCUGGAGUCUCUGACGCAUCUCUCCUUGUCUGGAGACUGGAGGAUCACUGAAAAAGGCCUGGCUGAGCUGCUGUCUGUCUCCUCCCUGCUGUCUCUGGAUCUGUCCGAGUGUCUUCACAUCAGUGGAGUAGAGCUGGUAAAGGGACUGAAGGGCUCUGACACUGCCAAAGCAAAGCUGGAGGCGCUCAGCCUGAGGAGCUGCACGUACCUGAGGGAUCCCGCCGUUUUUUCCCUCGCUCAGCUCCUUGGGGAUUCUCUGCGUGAGUUGGAUCUAACGUCAUGUAUUAACGUGACCGACGUGUCUGUAUACGCCAUCAGCGCCUACCUGCAGAAGCUGGAAGUGCUGCGGCUCGGCUGGUGCAAGGAAGUCACAGAUUGGGGUUUGUUAGGGAUGGGACAGAGAAGUGAGAGUGAGCCAGAUGAGGAGAUGGGGGACAAAGGUCCAAGGUUCACCCGGACCUUUGGCAACAUGGGCUUCUUCAAGCCUCCUCGGAUGCCUUUUGAAGAGCGCCCCAAGCUGCUGACUCAGAACGACCUUCAGCAGUUCAGACAACAGGCCGGAGCGUCGCUGCUGGCUCUGAGACGGCUGCGGGAGCUGGACCUGUCAGCCUGCGCUAAGCUGACCGACAGCAGCGUCACACAGGUGAUCCACUUCCCAGACCUGCAGCGUUUGUCUCUCUCUAUGCUGCCAGAACUCACAGACGCCAGCUUAGCGUCAGUCGGCCGGCGCUGCCGCAGCCUCACCAGCCUGUCACUCAGCCACUGUCCGGGCAUCACUGACCGUGGGGUUGCCCAGGCGGCGCCGUACCUCCAGCGCCUGCAGCAUCUCUACCUCUCCUGCUGUAAUAACAUCACUGACAGGACGUUGUACCUUCUGAUGCAGCACUGCAGACGUCUGAAAACCGUUGACAUCUCAAGGUGCAAAAAUAUCUCCAUGACAACGGUGGACCUCCUCCAAUCACAGCUGCCGUUUUUGGAAAAUGUCCAGCACAAGCUCAUAGGCGUGGCUGAUCUCCCACUGACUGACUGCUUUUAAAGCAGCGUUCAGACUGAAGCUGCAAGCAGCGCUCAAGUUCGUUCUUCAGGAAACUUUGAAGGGUGCUUGUCUUUUAAAGAUGGAUUCUAUUGGUGUAAAACUGCCAUGUGGAUCAGCAACGAAGGUCCAAGGAAAUAAAUUUAUAUUAAGAUAUUUAGAAAGAAAUGUUUACACAGCUGGAGGAAAACCCAGCAGCAGGAUCUGCUUUAUUAGGAAUUAACUUAAUUGUUUUUCCUUCAGCUGAUUCCAGAUCAGCUUACUGACAUCAGUCACAGUUUACUGUUUAGAGCUUCACCUUCAUCACAUCAGGAAACCAGACACUCCCUCCUCUUCAUAUAAGAGAUCCACAUUAUCCAACACUACCAUCACUCAGCUGAGAUCCAUUCUACACAACAUCAUCUGAUGUUAAAGGUUCUGGAAGCUCUUCUGCUAGGUUCUAGUGGGCUGACUGGGCCGGGCAGCAGCUUUUUCUGGUUUCCUCAGCGGUUAGUAGAUAGUCAUACUGGAAGAGUUUCUGCUACAUUUCUGAAGUUCUUCCUUCAGUUAUAUGUACUGUGCUGGUACCAACAGGGCCAGGUUGUGGGUUAUGCAUUCAGUGGUCCAAAGGGUUUGGUUCUGGUGUCAUUUGACCGCAUGCUGGUUUUUCCUUCAGCAGUCGAGUCUUCAACCUCUGAAUAGCCAGAAGUACCAGAACCACAGUUAAAAGUAUAGUGGAGGAUGUUCUUUUUCUAGGUGGAUCAUCAAAAUAAGUGGUCCUCCUAAUUGUCAAUCAUUCUGGUAUGUUUACGUAAGGCCUUUCUACAUGCUCGU